This is a messenger RNA of Lachnellula hyalina, 366 nucleotides long. RefSeq lists its product as uncharacterized. The record is from RefSeq and is a predicted model, not a curated record. The coding region runs from base 1 to 366 and encodes 121 amino acids. The transcript has 2 exons. Lineage: Eukaryota; Fungi; Ascomycota; Leotiomycetes; Helotiales; Lachnaceae.
AUGGUGCUUUCAGUGUCUAAGUCCCUUCAGGCCAAUCUAAUGCAUUUAAUGCCAGGCUACACCGCUCAGAAAGACGUCACAUGGCAUAAAAUCGUCGCCCACGGGAUCCCCACUUCUAUUUUCAACCAUCCGGAAGGCAUGGAGCUAGUUAAGGACGAAAUACGGACUUUUAAUAAGGGUCUAACCCCUUUAGGACAGCCAUACUGGAUCACAUCAGCCGAAAAUCGCCUAAAACAGACAGCUGGAUCCGUGGCAAUUGCAUUUGCUACGCCUAAAGAGGCUAGCGCGGCCGUCCGAAAUAGGCUAUACAUAGCUGGCAUCUCCAUACAAUGCGAAAAACACUAUACGACACGUCCCACUGCCUAA